Molecule: messenger RNA, 3415 nt
Organism: Vitrella brassicaformis
Lineage: Eukaryota; Vitrellaceae
Source: the annotation of a GenBank genome assembly
GGCCAUCCACGCAGUCUGUCCGUCUGAUAUGAAUGAGUAAUAAAGCGCAGAGCAGUCACGAACCAUCAUCUACACGAAGCGAGCGCCAUCUCGUCUCGUCUCGUCUCAUCGGCCGCCACGGCCCCUAAACGCCCUCACCCCUGCCAAACCAGCAACACACAACACAUAGCACCGUGAAUCAUAUUGCGGGUCUGUCAACUCGGCUCAUCUCACCUCGUCCCCUGCCCGGCAUCAUGCCGCCUCUGCCCAUCAUGGGCGGCCCACGGGGGCCUGGGCCGGGCAGCGCCUGGUUGUUGAUCUCGCUACGGGGGUUGCGCACCGUCUCGUCAAUCGACAGAAUCAAACACGCAGCCUGCAAAGGCGCACAGGGGGGAUGGAUGGAUGGAUGGGGAGAUGGGUGUGUGGAGGGUGUGUGGGGGAGGACCUCGGUGGCGCUGGCGAUUGCGUUUUUCUUGACGAGUGAGGGCUCCCAUAUGUAGCUCUCGUAGGUGUCGCAGAUGCCGCCGCCCAAACAGUCCACGCCGAACCAGCGCGUCUCGGCUGAGAACAGACAGGGAGCGGACACACGCGCCGUGCCCUCUGUGUCUGUGUCUGUGUGUCCCAUACGUACGUUUGGCCUGGGCGUGCUUCUGUCGCAGCUUGUUGAGCAGAUCGAUGGCGUCCAAACCUGACAUACAUCAUGUGGUGGCACAGCACAAGUCAGUCAGCACACGUAAUGAAAUGACUGACAGCGUUGUGCCAGUUGUGUCACGGUGUGUUUGUGUGCCUGCCUACCCACCCACCUGAGUUGGCUGCAAGCGCUUUGGGGAUGCACUCGAGCGCCUUGGCGUACGCGUUGAUGACCAACUGCUGCUUGCCGCUGAUCGAACGGGAGUACUCUCGCAGAUACCGACUCAACUCCAUCUGCACACACAGCCACACACAUACAACCACCGUCCACACAGCGCCAUCCAUCCAUUUGCUCACUGACCUCGAUGGCGCCUCCGCCGCCCACGACGCAGUUGGAUUUGAUGGCGCGGCGGACUAUCAUGAUGGCGUCGUGGAGCGACCUCUCGGCCUCGUCGACGAACUGCUGGGCGCCGCCGCGCAGGAUGAUCGUGGCAGACUUGGUCUGAUCGAUCAGACAGAUUGGAUGGAUGAGUCGGUGUGGUGUGGUGUGUUGGUCGUUUGGCCAUCAUGUCUACCAUACCCCCGGGCACUCCUUGAAGAGGUUGUAUCGCUCGGAUCCGAUCUGGAUCUCCUCAAACUCGCCACACGUGCCUGAAAGACAAGCACACAGGCAGGACAUUCAUGCAGCGUCAUCCUCAUGGUGCCUGAUUGCACUGCAUGGUGACUCACUCACCGAGGACGUCAGGGGUGAGGUUGUGCACAGUGGUCUGGACGGCCGCCCCCGUCGCACGCUGCGUCCGGCGGACGUCCUGAUGACACACACAACGCAGCAGGUGAACGACUCGCAACUGCCGUGGCUGCACUAUGGCCUACCUGUUCCUCGACACGGCCGGCACAGAACACAUCACGGUCUGCACAAGGGAGGAGGAGUCGAUUGAGCUCGGAAUCGUCGUGCAUGUGUGUGGUCUGGCUGGCUGACCGGCGAAGUACUGUGUGGCGAGGUCGCCGAUCGGCAGCCGACUUAACACAACUGACGUAUGGUAUGGAUGGACAAGGGAAGAGAAUCCAGACGAGUGAGUAUCUGGCAUCCAUCCAUCCGUCCAUUGCUUCCUUACCCUUGGCGCCGCUCUUGACGAUGCACUCGAGCUUCUCGUAGAUGAUGUGCCACUCAGCGUCGAUGAUCGCCUGGUAAUCCUGCACACACACGCACACGCACCCACGGACGGACUUGGAUGGAGGUGCAGAAGGGUGGGCGUGGCGUGCAUUGCCCGAGUGAAUCGUACCUCUGGUGAGUUGAUUCUGAUCUCUGCGUUGUCCUUCUCUGCUUUCAGUUCCAGCUCCAGGUUGAGCAGCAGGAUCUUCGGGUGCUCGAACCUCUUGGGCUGCUGCUCAAAACCUACACAACAUACAGAAAACACAUGACAUACACUCGAGUGCAGAUGAGAUGGAUGGAGAGGGGAUGAGUGGGCCGCUCACCGGCGUAGGAGAAUGUCUUCUUGAACGCCACGCCCUUGACCAGGAGGGAGUCCUGAAACACACACCCAGCGACACACUGAGGAUGCGCACUAAGGCGGCAUGAAUGGGAUGUGCUCUCUCACCGUGACCGAUCCCCCGGUGACCUUCUUGAGGCCAAUCAUGUCCUGCAGCAAAGGUACCGACGUAGCAGACGUGUAUCUGUCUGUCUGUCUGUCUGUCCGUCUGUGCUCACUCACUUUGUCCAGGUCCUCGUCGAGUGUCAUGACGGCGUCCACAACCAUCUGAUCGGCACACGGCCAUCCACAUGGAUCUCUUUGUUGGCGUGUGUGUGUGUUUGAAGCCUCGUCGCCUACCGUGCUGAAGAACUUCUUGUAUCCCGACACGAGCUUCGAGUUGAGGGUCGUCUCGGCGCACUUCUGCAGCAAAUCACGCUUCUCGCUGCAGACACACACUCACACACAUACACACAUGACGCGUCAAUCGUUCCAUGCACCUCCCUCCGUCCCUCCCUCACUCGUUGGUUUUGUCGGAGAGGUUGAUUUGUAUGUCUUCGAGUUUGUUGAGUGCGACCUGGCUGGCCUUGCGGAAGCCCCUGGAGACGAUCUGCGGGUGCAGCCCGUCCUCGAUGAACACCUUGGCCUCCUUCAACAACUCGCCGGCCAGCAACACAACACUCGUCGUCCCGUCACCUACCUAACACACAGAGAGACAGACAGAGGCAGGCAGACAGAUGGGCUCAUGGACGGGUGGAUGGAUGGCUGGGUGACCUCUUCAUCUUGUGCUUUGGCGAUGUCGACCAUAAUCUUGGCCGCCGGGUGGACGACAUUGAGCAGCUUCAUGACAGUCGCGCCGUCGUUGGUGAUGGUCACGUCGCUGCCCUCAUGGAUCAGCUUGUCCAUGCCACGCGGACCUGCACACACACGCACACACACAACACGCAUACACACAGACACGGGCGGCCACAUCCUCCCAUCUCUCUGGCAUUGUGUUGUGUUGUGCUGUGUUUGUGGCCGACCUAGUGUGGUCCUGACUAUGUCGACGACGACUUGGCAUGCGUUGAUGUUGCUGAUGAUCUGAGACUUGCCCUGGGACGAGUCGGUGCCCUCCUUGAGCAGAAGGAUGGUCGGUUGCUGCACACAUGCCACACCAUAUCCGUCAGCAAUGAGUCAGCAGCCAUCGGGCAACCGAGAUGAGCAUGGCGGAGGCCUCCAUCUGUUACAACAGCUUCCCGUGCAUGUGAUCUUACCAGCAUGUAACUCAUGUUGGCGGCUUGAAACGAACGCGGAGGAGAUCCAGCUCAACCUCAGUUGCUGCCCGCUGUUUCUUCUUC